Molecule: messenger RNA, 2910 nt
Organism: Pecten maximus
Lineage: Eukaryota; Metazoa; Mollusca; Bivalvia; Pectinida; Pectinidae
Product: neuropeptide Y receptor type 6-like
Exons: 3
Coding region: 857-1945 (362 amino acids)
Biological process (GO): G protein-coupled receptor signaling pathway
Cellular component (GO): membrane
Molecular function (GO): neuropeptide Y receptor activity
Source: RefSeq, a predicted model, not a curated record
UAGCCUCCUGACUUGUACCCUUCCCCUGGUUGAAUGUAUUUAUAGAGUUGUAACAAUGCCUUUGGACCAAUCAGACAGAUUCCUCUGAUACAGUGGCUGGGUCUCAUGCUGCUUUGUGAUUGACAAGGAUGUACAUUGCAUUGAUCCUCUCACAUGCAAUAGAAACAAACACCUGUCAACAUUUACCCAUUGAUGCUGUUGCUGUAGGCAUAACCUCAGUAUAACACACAACUAAGGAUAUAAAAGUUAUUUUUCAAAAGAAAAAAAUCUUUAAGUCAGAACAACAAGUGAUUUUGCUGUUUAUAAGCCUACUGUCUCGGACACCAGGAAAAGUAUAUCUCUAACACAAGACUGAUUUCCAGAGAGAGAAGAUAGGCAUUGGAUCAACAGAGAGAGAAGAUAGGCAUUGGAUCAACAGAGAGAGAAGAUAGGCAUUGGAUCAACAGAGAGAGAAGAUAGGCAUUGGAUCAACAGAGAGAAAAGAUAGGCAUUGGAUCAACAGAGAGAGAAGAUAGGCAUUGGAUCAACAGAGAGAGAAGAUAGGCAUUGGAUCAACAGAGAGAGAAGAUAGGCAUUGGAUCAACAGAGAGAGGAGAUAGGCAUUGGAUCAACAGAGAGAGGAGAUAGGCAUUGGAUCAACAGAGAGAGGAGAUAGGCAUUGGAUCAACAGAGAGAGGAGAUAGGCAUUGGAUCAACAGAGAGAGAAGAUAGGCAUUGGAUCAACAGGAGAAAUUGAGUGACACAUCCGUUAGCCAUCCUCCAUUCAAGAUAUAUAUACAACUAUCCAGUAUGCGUGGUCACACAAGAAAAGCAGCCCCAGACCAGAGGGUAACAGUAGACACAAAGUGAGCAAGGUAUGGCCGAAGAUUCCCUCUGGAUCACAUACGACAUGCUCAACUUCACAGACGAUCUGCUUCUGCAGUUUCAAAUGUCAAAACAGAAUGAAACAGGAGAAAUCGAGCAGGAUCUUCUACACACAAGUGAACCUUUGCGCAUUUUCAUCAUUACCAUCUAUUCCAUCGUCAUCAUCAUGGGGUUCAUCGAGAACCUUCUGGUUGUCAUAGUAAUAGUGAGACAUCCUCACCUCCACAAAGUUACCAACGUUUUUAUUGCUUCACUGGCUGUGUCAGACAUUGUCUUAUGUGUAUUUAACCUGCCAUUCCAACUCCACUACCAGCUUACAGACUUCUGGGCGUUCGGUGAGGUUUUGUGUCGGAUCAUCAUGCCCACGUUUGGAGUUCCAAUAUUCUAUUCCACUACCUGUAUGAUGAUGAUUGCAGUUGAUCGGUAUAUUUUGAUUGUGUUCCCAUUCAGGACGCGAAUCACAAAAGAGAAAGCCAUCCUCAUCAUAUGUGUGAUAGUGUUCAUCACUUUCGGACUCGCCACCCCUGUCAUGAUUCACACACAAUACGAAGUAAUAAACGUACCUAUAUUCAACAUACACAAGAUCUUCUGCUAUGAGAGAUGGCCACGAUACGGUGCUCUCACCUACACAUUUUCAAUAUUUUUCCUUCAAGUUUUAUUACCAUUUGGGGUGACAGCAUUUUUGUACUUUAAGAUCCAUCUUGUGUUACAACAACGCCCACUUAAAAGAUCAGAAACAAGACGAAAUAAUCGGACAAACAGAAUACUCAUCUCCAUUGUGGUUCUUUUUGCAGUUUCCUGGCUGCCCUGGAACAUUUUUGCCUUAAUAGUUACCCUUAAUCACAAAAUUGUGUACGGACCUUACUUCAGACUUAUAGACUUAUUAUUAAAAAUCGUGGCCAUGAGCUCCGCAUGUAUCAACCCUUUUCUGUAUGGAUGGCUCAAUGAUAAUUUCAGAAAAGAAUUUGGUAUUAUGCUUGGAAAGAAGAUAAAGCAAGUGCGACAUAACGGAUAUACGAAUACGUAUGCAGAAGCGUCUAAGACGUGUGUCGUUCAGGACAAGUUAACUACAGCAUUAUAAGUUGUAUAGUUUUAUUGGUUUAUACUUGUUACACAAUGUUGGAUAUAUGUUAACGAUUCUUUACUAUGUGUUAAAAUUUGUUUGUACCUCUGAUAAAUAUCCUUCUAUUUCAAUCAUUAAUAAACAUUUAUGCUACAGGGUAUUAACUUGUGCCCUUACAGUUUCAGAUUAGUUUUAUUCUGACAGAAACAAUAUUAUAUUUAGUGGUUUAUCACCAGAACAAAUUAUUUGUGACCAGUAAAUCAUUUAUGAUUCCUAAUGACUCUUUUUAGAUCAGUUUUUACAUGGUUCAUUUUGUAACAACAUGUCACUUUAGAAUUCUAAGUUUCCAAGUUCUAAUCUGUCUUGAAGUAAUGCUGAAUUAGAAGGACAUUAUUGGGCUGUGUUCAAUAAUAUGUAGAUUAAUCCUGUAAUAAGCCCUGCGACCAACACAUAAACUCAGAUUCAAAGUGAUAGAUGAGCUAAUAUUGAGACAAUGAAAUAGAGAAGGGUGGGCUUAUUACCAGGCAUGGGCUUACUGCAGGAUAAUAAAGGUAUGUAUCUGUAUAAUAGGUUAUUUACCCCUGUUUAUAUACUCCAUUACUCCAGAUUCUACUAUUCUCAAUAGAAUUACUGUAAACGUACCUAUUUUAGCAGUAACCUUAUUUUAGCAGUAACCUUAUUUUAGCGGUAAACCUUAUUUUAGUGGUAACCUUAUUUUGAGCAGUAAUCAUUUUUUAGCGAUUUUUGCACCAUAGACAUUUUUCUAAAUUAUUACGCGAAUCACAAAAGAUGUAUAGUAAUUUCUAUGACAAGUAUUGUUGAUGUGUGGAUGCACCAAUUCAUCAUAUGUACAAUUACACACUAAAAUUAGAGUCAAAAUAAGUACGCUUACAGUACCCUAAUUGGUUAAGGUAUUGACGUCAAAUAAUUCAUUAUCAAGUCACUUCAAUGGCUUUGUGAAAUAAAAACAUUUUUACUCCGGA